Messenger RNA from Dermacentor andersoni, 3213 nucleotides. RefSeq names its product endochitinase-like. Gene Ontology annotation, molecular function: chitinase activity; chitin binding. The record is from RefSeq and is a predicted model, not a curated record. Gene Ontology annotation, biological process: carbohydrate metabolic process; chitin catabolic process. Gene Ontology annotation, cellular component: extracellular region. Lineage: Eukaryota; Metazoa; Arthropoda; Arachnida; Ixodida; Ixodidae.
ACAAUAUUCAUUCCGACGCCCCAAUUAGCCGACUGUGCGUUCGAUUUUUCAUGCCGUCCUUCUGAUACUUGAAAACAAAAGAAUACGCUGCGAGAGUUUUUGUCAUUAAAGCAGGGUGAAGUGACAUAUGCAGGCGCUUGCUGACAACGGCUCCUUCAGUAGUCCCAAGAGAGGUUUUCAUCUGAAAUCGGUCACUGAUGCAGAUAUAUAGACAUUUGAAAAUAGCGAAUUAAAAUAGGACAUCUGGUUGCCUCCCACUCAUCCACACAUUAAAAUGAGUAAACACAUAUACAGUCUAAACUGCACAUAACAAACCCGGAUUAAGCGUUUUGCUCUCUAUAUCGAACACGAAAAUGUUAUUGACGGAUACUCGCGUAAAUAAUACUGUUUUAGUGAACUAGACAUUGGAUAUGUCGAUAUCGGGGCACACGCUGCAAGUGCCAUGAAGCUACCCACAUGCCGCGAACGCAACGUUCAGGGGAGUUGCUUUUACUGAUUGUUUUUCACUCGCCUUUUUUUCUUUUUUUAGAUCUUUCUGCGGUGGUUGUCAUGUGCCAGUACUGUGCCGACAUUUUGGGAGGUGGACCGGGGCAGGCCUACAAUAUGUAGCGCAUCACGAGCGCCAUUUUUAUUUACGCUGAAAAAUAGUCCAAGGCAAAGGCAAAACUUAUUGCCUACGACGCGCACCUUUGCUUACAAUUAGUGAGCUCCUUCGUUGCUUGUUUUCUCCGCUUAAGAUGAGAAAUCCGUAAAAAUAUGAACGUGCCACUGAAGUUCGUGUAUUUCCGUUAUAGGCGAGUUUGGGCAUGCCGAAUUACUUAUCGAACUAUUUCAAGCACAAAUGUAUCUUCAUUAUUAACGGAUUCCACUUGAGUAUAAUUUAUUAAAGGGAGCCUCGAUGUGACCUUUGUGACGACGCCUUUAUUACACGCAUUCAUUCCCAUUGUAAAGUUCACAAGAUCACCUGUGACGUCAGGACUGCCUUGUUUCGUGUCCUUCUCUCCCAGAGAGACUUUGUUUCCGGAUGAAGAGGAGCCAUGGUACGAACGCAGCAUCAGUUUGCCUCGACAUUUCGAAGGACCAUCGGGGCAGCCGACAUAUGUCGAAGUUGAAGACCUAUCCGUUCCUGUGUUCACGUACAUGGUGUACGGCCUCUUCAGCGGCUUCCUCGUCGUGCUCAUCCUUAUCGCCAUCGUAGCGUACAUCAUCUCAUUCGCGGCACCAAAGAGUCCGUCGUUCCAGCCUCUUGUGCUGUGCUACUACGAUCCGACCAUGAGCGCCACUUUCACUCCAGCCUUUACGAGGUCUGACCUCUGCAUCGAGUGCUGCUCGUAUUUCAUCUAUGACGGUCUCGAAGUAGACGCCCAGGGGAUCAUCAAGGAAAGAAUCGGCACCGGACCUGCUUCAGCGUUGACCAUCAGCGACUGGCUGCAGCUGAAGCCAGCGGGGAAGAUGAAGAUGCUAUGCGGCCUACGCGUCGAGCUGGCGCCCGCAUUCAAGGACGCGUUGGACCCUCGUAUAAAGACGAUAGUGGAUACUUUACGCUCAACCUACGCCGAUUUUGACGGUGCCGCGUUCAUGUGGGCCUCCCCUGAAACGAGCCAGGAAAUAUUAUUAUACCAGGCAUUGCGCAGCGAGCUCGAUCGGGCCGACUACAAGAUCAUUGCCCACGUUGCGAGAUUUCUCAUCGAUACCUACAAUUUUGCCGAGAUGAAAAAGUAUGUUGACUUCAUUGUGAUAAAUACGCACGACUUUGCUGUUCAUGGAAAGGCCUAUCCACCUUGCAUGUACGAAUCUGGAAGCAUCAUGGAUGUUGUGGACAAAAACUUGGUGGAUGUGCUUAACCGCAUCCUAACGGCGGCUCCGUUCGUGAGUACAAGGCUGGUGCCAACCGUGUCGACAGUCGGCAAAAAGUACGUCUUCGAAGACGCGAAUAACGUGAAUGUUGGUGACCGCGUCGACCUGUCAAAACCUCCGGAGGACUCUCCUCUCUUCAAGUUUUGUGAAGAUAGAACUGCAUGGACCACGAAGAUGGACGACAAAACAAAAUGCGACACUGCCUUCAACAACAUGAAAGAAUGGAUCGGUUUCGAAAGCCCGACGUCCGUCGCGAUCAAGACCGAGUUGGUGAAGAAAAAAAAACUUCCGGGCAUCGCCGUUCUCAACAUAGAGCAGGACGGCCGGGAAGCCUGCACCGGCGACAAGAAGCCGUACCUGCUGGGUGCUGUGCACCGGGGCCUCCGUAUGCCUUGAGGGAGUAGAAGAACGAUGACCGACUCCCACGUGGAGUUAGUAAUCGAAGCACGUAUAUGAAACAAACAGAAAACAGCAGCACAACGUCUCGUCUUUGUUACAUUCUUCUUGAUUAGAUUUUCGGCACCAUUUGUGCCAGUGUUACCCAGUGAAGGCUGAACAAUCAAACCGUACACUUACAUGUUGAAAUCCAAAGAAAACAAAAUCACCAACAGGACACAUUGCAGUCGUUAUUAAAAGUCUCAUUUAGUACGUUCUUUGUGUGUGAGUGGUAGCGUACGACAUUGCAUUGCAGAGUAGUAUAGGAAAUCUGAUAAUAUAGCUUUUGUUUUGUGGUUUAGUUAGCCCUAUGAUAAACUAUAGCAAAAUGCAACUGUGGAACGUGUUGAAGCAAUUUGCUACAUGUGCAUAUAUUAGCGCAUUUAGUUUAUUUUGCAUAAGCUUUCUCUAGAAUAUUAUUUAUUAAUUUAGUUCUUCAAUAUGGUCACGGAUAAAUUGGCGUGAAAUGCAGAUGCAAACAGAGAAAUGUAUGCUGCAUCAAUGGUUUAUUUGCGUAUUUAUUCAAUGAGAUCAAGUCGGUGAUUAAGGUGUGCUAACGACGAUAAGCCUUAGCGCUACCCAGUCUGCCACAGCCGCUCCCCUUCUCUCGACCAUGGUCUGAUUAUUGCACGGGGGUAUGCGAGUUUCAUGCCAAAAAUAAUGGUAAAUAUGUAAAAGUUACCGUGUGUUCCCUAACAAGUUAUAAUCGAAGUAGUUUGUAGAGGUUUCAUGGCAUCGGGAUGGUUGCUAGCUUGUUCUUGUUAAGGAUAUUUAACGUGAGUCGGUCUGUCACUGUGCACUUGGUGAUUAUUAUGCUUAGCAUCAGGAGUGUCAAAGUGCAAAAAAAGUGUGUGUGUCAAAUGUCGAAAGCGGGUCACAUAGUACAGGUAUAUAUAUAUAUAUAUAUAUAUAUAUAUAUAU